UAUUUUUUCUCAUUCUAACUUAUUGCACCAGUGCAACAGUGCAGCUAGAAAGAACAGAUCAAAACAUUCAAUCUAACCUAUUAAUCCUUUAUUUGCACGUGGUAUAUGAAUGAACGGAUGUAUUUAAAGUUACAAUAUUUCGUAUAAAAGAAAUUGUGGCAAUUAUUAUAUUCUUGUUUCGCGGAACACAAAGAGCAAUACUUUUCUCUCCUGCAUUCCUUUGUUUGUGUGCAAAACAUCGAAUGAGCAUACUUUUACUCAUAUUGGAAUUGAGAUCGGCAAAUUGAACGAUUAUCGAAAUUAUUAAGAUCUAAAAAGUUGCGAUUUGACAUUUGAUGCACGAAGGAGUAUGGGAUAAAAUUGCAUCGUUAACUCAAAAACGUCUUAUAAGAUUUAAUUGGUUUCGAAGCCGGCGGAGAACGCUUAAACAAUGGUAAGACAUAACAAUCAGUUACCAAGUAAUCUUCCACAACUACAGAAUCUUAUCAAACGUGAUCCAGAAUCUUACAAGGAAGAGUUUCUUCAGCAACACUGGCAUUACAAGUCUACUUUAGAAGUUUUUCGUUUGGAGCCUACACAAUUUAACAAAAGUCUUGAUGAACUGGUAACCUUCUUGGCUCAGGUAGCCCAUUGUUAUCCAGAUGAUUUGAAAACAUAUCCUCAAGAGAUUGUUGAUAUAUUACAAACUUAUAACAUCAUAUUAGACAAUGAAAUGCGGAUGACAUUUUGUAAAGCGUUAAUCCAGCUACGCAACAAAUCCCUCUUAGAACCUACUGCACUUCUCAGUUUAUUUUUUGAGCUUUUGAAAUGUCAGGAUAAAGUCUUAAGACAGUUUCUCCAAACACAUAUAGUUACAGAUAUCAAGAAUAUUAACGCAAAGCACAAAAAUGCUAAAGUUAAUACAGUAUUACAAAAUUUUAUGUUUUCUAUGUUGAAAAAUCCGAAUGCCAAAGCCGCGAAAAUGUCUGUGGAUAUUAUGAUAGAUUUGUACAAUAAAAAUGUCUGGAACGAUGUCAAGACUGUCAAUGUUAUAGCAACAGGUUGCUUUUCAAAAAUAAUGAAAGUAGUAGUUGCUAGUUUGAAAUUUUUUUUGGGAACCGAUCUGGAAGAAAAAGAAAGUGACAAUAGUGAUUCAGAUGAUGAGCCAAGUAUGAAGGAAAUUAUGAUGGCUAAUAAAAUAAAUAAAAAAACGAAGAAACGACAGAAACAGUUAAAGAAAGCUAAACAAUCGUUUGUAAAAGCGAAAAAGAAGAAAUCUAAGGCACCACAAUAUAAUUUUUCAGCAUUGCAUUUAAUUCAUGAUCCUCAAGAUUUUGCUGAAAGAUUAUUUAAGCAGAUAGAAAAGAAUAAUGAUAGAUUCGAAGUAAAGCUUUUGACUCUAGAUGUUGUCUCUAGACUUAUUGGCUUGCAUAAUUUAUUUCUCUUAAAUUUUUAUCCAUAUAUACAAAGAUUUCUUCAGCCCCAUCAACGAGAGGUUACCAAACUUUUACAAUUUAUAGCUCAGGCUUCGCAUGAAUUAGUACCACCUGAUGUAUUAGAACCCGUUUUGAAGACAUUGGCAAACAAUUUCGUAACGGAAAGAAAUUCUGCGGAUGUGAUGGCUAUUGGUUUAAAUACCGUGCGUGAAAUAUGUGCACGAUGUCCAUUAGCCAUGAAUGAGGAUCUGCUUGAGGAUUUAACGCGAUACAAGCAGUAUAAGGAACGUUCCGUUAUGAUGGCAGCACAUUCUUUAAUUGGAACGUUCAGACGUAUAAUGCCUGACUUAUUGCGAAAAAAAGACAGAGGCCGUCCUACUGAAGCUAAUAUUAUGAUAAAGCCUUCCAAAUAUGGUGAAAUUCAAGCAAGUGAGUUUGUACCAGGGGCAGAAGUUUUAUAUGAUCAACCUGCUGAAGAGAAUGCUGAAGAAACUAGUGAUAGCGAGGAAGAAGAUGAUGAUGAAUGGGUGGACGUAAGUGACACCAAUGAGGAAGAAGAAAUCAGUGAAAACGAGUCCACAGCUGAGUUAGAUGAAGUAAUGAAAUCUUUCAGUAGAGAAAAUGAGGAUCAUGAGAUUUUAACGUUAUCAUGUAGCGAAAAUAGUAAUGCACAAAACACUUGUAAAGUGAAUAACAAAAGUGGAGAACAAAAAACAGAUAAAGUUUUGCGAAAGAAAAACGCUUUGACAAAGCAAUUAAAGAAGGCGCAAAAAUUAGAGAAAAAAGCAAAACAUAAGUUGGAGAGGGACGAAGAAUUAACAGCUGAAAGGAAAACAAAAGCAUCUGUGAUAUCCAUCGAAAGAUUACUCACGGACAAAGAUUUCAGAAAAAUUGAUGUUGCAUUAGCAAAGCAAGAUGUUACAUACGUUAAGCGCGGUGUUAAGAGGCCACGUGAAAAAAUCGAGACAGAUAAAAAUGAAGAAUUAGUAAAACUGAGUGAUAUAGAAAAUAUAUUCAAGAAACGCAAGCAUGAUAAGGCUGCCCGACAAAAAUCUGUGAAGAAAGGGCAAGAAGAACGAGACAAAUUUGGUUUUAAGGAUCGGCGACAAAAUCCAUUAUGCAGCACAACAAAUCGUGAAAAGAGAAAAGGAAAAGCUUUCUCAAUGUUAAAACAAAAAUUAAAAGCAAAGGUAAAACGAUCUUUUAGAGAGAAACAAAUAGCUCUUAAAAAUCAUUUAAUAAAACAAAGAAGAAUGAAAUAAUUAGUAUAUUUUAGUAAUUAAUUUUGUGUUUUUUAGAUAAUAGAUUUGUUUUAUAAAUAUAUGUAAUGUACAAUAACGAAUUUUAAAAUACAUUCUAUUCUUAAAAACUGAAAAGAAACUGUGUGUAAUUAUUGGCAUUAGUGUUCUUUAUAUUCUAUUUUUGUUUAUUUAUUGUUUU
Molecule: messenger RNA, 2855 nt
Organism: Monomorium pharaonis (pharaoh ant)
Lineage: Eukaryota; Metazoa; Arthropoda; Insecta; Hymenoptera; Formicidae
Gene: Mys45A
Product: protein SDA1 homolog
Exons: 10
Coding region: 431-2677 (748 amino acids)
Biological process (GO): ribosomal large subunit export from nucleus; ribosomal large subunit biogenesis
Cellular component (GO): nucleolus
Source: RefSeq, a predicted model, not a curated record